AGUGUCCAGAAACGUGUGGAAGUUUCGUCGUCGUCGUCUUCCUCUCCGAUUAGUUUAUCCGAUCGCACGAAGCUCAUUCUCCGCCGUCGCUGUCGCUGUCGCUGUCGCCAUCGCCAUCGCCAUCGCCAUCGCCGGAUUUGGAACAUCCACUUGCAGCUCGAGGUGCCUAAGAAUAGAAGAAUUGGCGGAAGUUGCUGUUUGGUUUGAUUUUCUCUCGCCUCAAACAGGUUCGGCGAUAGUGAAAUUGAGAUUCGUAGGAUUUCUUCGGUUUAUCAUGCUUACUACUACGAUUGACAGGGCGAUCAUUUUCGUGGUGCUGCCUUUGAAUCUUUCAUGAAGUUCCUGAAAUCCGAACACAAGGUCGAUCUGUGAGCUCCAAAGUGAAAGGCGACAAUGAUGCAAACUAGUUGUAUUCAUCAAUCGUUUUGUUUCUCCCAUCGAAGUUUUCUAAGAUGUAAUGCAUCCAUCCGGAUUGAACCCCUGAAUCCUUCUCAACUUGGGGCCUGUGGAAGAAGUCUGACAUCCACAUUUUCAAAAUCCGUUCGGAGAAAGAGAUUAAAUGCGAGCUUGAAUGCCAAUGAUGGCUACCCAUCCAUGUCUACUUUGGAAAAAACCUCCAGUGGAAACCACGCACCUACACCAGAACCAGAGCUGCCGUUCAGCAAAUGGUCUCCGUCUAAAUACAUAUGGAGGGGUUUAUCAGUUCCAAUCAUAGCAGGGCAGGUUAUUGUCCGGAUUCUAAGGGGUAAAAUUCACUGGAGAAACACUCUUCAACAAUUGGAGAGAAUUGGACCGAAAUCUGUGGGGGUUUGUCUCUUGACUUCUGCAUUUGUUGGAAUGGCAUUCACGAUCCAAUUCGUCAGAGAAUUCACCAGACUGGGACUGAACAGAUCCGUUGGAGGAGUCCUAGCCCUGGCAUUCUCAAGAGAGCUGAGUCCAGUCAUCACAUCAAUCGUUGUUGCGGGCCGAAUGGGAAGUGCAUUUGCUGCAGAACUAGGAACCAUGCAGGUGUCUGAACAAACCGAUACACUGAGAGUUCUUGGAGCAGACCCAGUAGAUUAUCUAAUCACACCGAGGGUCAUCGCUUCAUGUCUAGCUCUGCCAUUUCUCACCCUCAUGUGUUUCACUGUCGGGAUGGCAUCGAGCGCCCUUUUAGCAGAUGGAGUGUACGGUGUCAGCAUUAACAUAAUCAUGGACUCGGCUCAUCGAGCGCUCAGAACAUGGGAUAUAAUCAGUGCCAUGAUCAAAUCACAGGUUUUCGGGGCGAUAAUAUCGGUGAUUAGCUGCUCUUGGGGGGUCACAACCACUGGAGGUGCCAAAGGGGUAGGAGAAUCUACAACUUCAGCGGUUGUGAUAUCUCUUGUUGGUAUCUUCGUUGCAGAUUUCGUGCUCUCUUAUUUGUUUUUCCAGGGAGCUGGAGAUUCCUUGAAGAACUGUGUCUGAUUCGGACAGAAUUGGUUCAUUGAUACUAAAUCUGAGGUAUUUUAGAUCGGUUACUCGAAAUCUGUCUCCCCUUCUCCAAGAACUUUAACCCCCCCAAAAAAAAAAUAUACAGCAGAAAAAGCAAGAAGAUCGUAGCUGUUGGCUUGUGUUUUAAUGUUUAUUAGGAUUUUAUGUUCCAGUGAUUGUAUUUGUAUGUCGUUUUCGUGGAAUAUAAUCCUUUUCUUUGAUCGAA
Messenger RNA from Tarenaya hassleriana, 1675 nucleotides. RefSeq names its product protein TRIGALACTOSYLDIACYLGLYCEROL 1, chloroplastic. NCBI's taxonomy places the organism in Eukaryota, Viridiplantae, Streptophyta, Magnoliopsida, Brassicales, Cleomaceae. Gene Ontology annotation, cellular component: ATP-binding cassette (ABC) transporter complex. The coding region runs from base 394 to 1443 and encodes 349 amino acids. Gene Ontology annotation, biological process: phospholipid transport. The record is from RefSeq and is a predicted model, not a curated record. The transcript has 3 exons.